Molecule: messenger RNA, 3766 nt
Organism: Nezara viridula (southern green stink bug)
Lineage: Eukaryota; Metazoa; Arthropoda; Insecta; Hemiptera; Pentatomidae
Source: the annotation of a GenBank genome assembly
GCACUUCGGUUUAUGUGACGUCCGCUCAGUCGAAGGUGUUUUCGUGCGCGUGUUUAAACUGUCAUGUAAAAAAGAAUCUAGUGUUUUAUAGGAAACAACACCGAAUCUGAAAGGAUGUCAGAGAAAACAGUAACAGAGGAAAAGCCUGAAAUUAUCGGGAAGAAGUCCGAGGAUAAGAGGGAAAUCGAAGAUGAGGAAAGGAAGAUGAUCGGAGGCAGCGAAGAGAUCUCGAGGACGGAGGUGGAGAAGAAGAAGAAAGCCUUGGAAGAGGCUGCUGAAGGAGCUGCAAGAAGAAGGGCUCCUAUUGGAGGAAUAAGGGUCCCCGGUUUCCUCAGGGUAUCCAGGUCUAGGGAUAAGAAUAAGGAAGACGAUGAAGAUGGCGAAGAAGGAGCUGAUUUGCUGCCUCAGCCAGCCCCUGAUACAAAAUCUCCUGUUGAACCAAACCCAUCACAGACGCAACAACCAUCUCAGAACAAACCAAUUUUAUCAAAACUUAACUUAACAGUUCCUUUCAUUAAGAAGAAAAAGACAGUAGAAGACACAACAAAUAAUGAUGAGGAAAAACCGCCUAUUGUAGAGGAUCAAGAAGAGGGACCAAGAAAACCAAAACUCAUUAAUGCUAUAAAAUUACCGUUAGCAUCAAUCGUUCCUAAAAAAUUGAAACCUACUAAGCAGGAAAAUGAAGAUGGAGGAGGUACACAAGCUGGCUUGGCAUCAAUGGAAACUUUAGAUGACUCAAAUGGCUCCAAGGUUGAUGAAAAACAAUUGGAACUUAUUAGACUGGAACACGAUCUGGAUCUGGAAAAGCAAGCUUUAGAAGAUGAAGCAAAGCCGAAAUGGUCUAAAAAAGAUUGGAAACGAUUCUGGAAGUUCAUUAAGGAAUAUAGAUUUGCUGUUGGUGGAAUUACGAUAUUUGUUGUACUGCUUAUCAUAUUAUUAUUUUAUGUUGCUUUUGGACCAAGACCAGCACCCCAUGCACCUGUUAUUGAUGGUAAAUAUGUCAAUGCUGUUACUUCAUGUGGACUCGUAGAAGGAUUAUCGGAAAAUGGAAUUUUUGUUUUCCGUGGUAUACCCUAUGCCAAGCCGCCAGUGGGGCCUUUGCGCUUUGCACCUCCUCACCCUUUUACUUUAAAUGAAUGCUGGAAUUCUACAUUUAAAGCUCAUAAUGCCACACCUUCCUGUUGGCAGAUGUUUUCUAAUGGUUCAAUAGAUGGCAUUGAAGACUGCCUUACUAUUGACAUUUUUACUCCUCAUGUUCGAUAUGAUUCACCAUUACCUGUUGUAGUCGCUGUAGGAUUGGAAGAAUUGGCAAUUCAACCAACUAUAGUGAGAUCUAGGGAUGUCGUUUUGAUUGUACCAAAAAUUCGUCUGGGCCCACUUGGCUUCACUUCAGCACACCAACUAACUCAAGCUACUUAUCCCAAGUCAUCAGGAAAUUACGGACUUGCUGAUCUUAUAGCCGCUCUUAAAUGGGUUAAAUUAAAUGCAGAACAUUUUGGUGGCGAUGUGAACGAAAUCACACUUCUAGCCUGGAGGCAAGGAGCAACUCUUGCUACAGUUCUUACCACAAUUCAUAAACCAAAGAAUUACUUUACUCGGCUAUGGAUUUCGAGUGGAUCAGCAAUUUUCCCUAAUCAAACACUGCAGGAAUCUGAAAAGGAAUCCGAUGAAUAUAUCAGAGCUCUUCCAUGCCCGACUGCACCAUCUGCGAACUGUCUCAGGACCUUGGAUGUGGAAGAUCUCUUGGAUGCAGUACCAGAUAGUUGGAGACCAAUUCCACGAGGGGGCCUUCCUGACAAGGAACAAAAGAGACAUUCCUGGUUGGUCCAGGAUGGAAAUAUCAUAAGGGAAUAUCUUUACAGUGUUUGGGAGAGGCAAAUGGAAGACAAAGAUUUCCAACCUAUUCCUAUUGUUAUUGGUACCACAGUUCAUUCCGAAGUUAGCAGAGAAUGGAAAGAAGCACGUGCUGGCUAUACUGAAGAUGAUGUGAGAAAGGAAAUCGAGAAUUCUCUUAUCGGAAAGAUGAACUACACCGAUAAGGUUUUAGCUCUCUACAAUAGCACUGUAACUGGUCUGGCUGAAAUAGUGUCAGACAUAGCUACCGUAUGCCCAUUAUACUUCUUGCAUCAGAAAAUACCAGGUGCUAAGUUCUACCUCUUAAAGCAGACUGCUGCUGGUGAUGAUCUUGUUUAUGGAGGGUCAGAUAUGUCUUCUGUGUUUGGGUGGGCUCCUUCUCCUAGGGUAACGAUUCGCCGGUCCAGCACCGUAUUGCAGCACAUGUUUAACCAAUUUGUAAGCCUUGGAGUUCUACCUCGCUACAAAACUACUGCUAUUACCCAAGACGAAGAGCAGAUGAGAGACGGACUUCCACGCUGUCAGCUAUGGAAGAAUGCGGGGCUCUUAGAUUAUGCUUGGGUCGACUAAGAAAAUUAAACAUAUUUAGUUUUUAAAUAUUUUAAAAUGACAAGCAUUUAAAUGUAUAGUUUGCUUUUGAUGUCUCCUUUGUUUUAAUGCAAUGAAUUACUUCAAUGAAUGAGUUUUAUCGAGUGAUAUAUGUUUGGUUGUAAUUUAUGUGGUGGUAAAUAAUGUUGUAUAAUAUGCAUUUAGACUGGUGAGUUGUCUUUGAUGUAAUAGCUAUGAAUUAGCUGUUAUUCAGCUUGCACUUGGAUUCAUAUUUAUUUAUAAAAAUAUACCAUGGCCUAUUUUUAUUAAAACAGAAUAUUUGGUGCUUCCUCUUUUGAUAAAUUUUACACAUUGUUUGUCAAUAAUAACGUCACACUUAAUAUAACUUAAUUCAGUGAAUGGUAUCGUGUAUUUUCAUUGUAGUCACUCUUAUUGUAACUUUUUAACUGGGAACAGUAACUUGCAUUUUAUAAUUAUACGUAUUUUAAGACCAAUUAAUGACUAUAUUAAUCUUACGUAAAUAUAGGCUAUCAUGUAAGUUUAUCCAAAGCCUUAUAGUUUAAACAUUGCUAAUGGCAUUGUCACUACUUAAAUUUUCAUCUUAUUUUUAUGAUCAUCUGAUACAAGGAUGAAUCCUUUAAAAUCCAAAGAUGGAAAUUAAUUAAGUUUUUUUUCUUCUCGACUAACUUCCAAAAAUUAAAAUGCUGGUUUAGAAUAUACUAAAUUUUAUAAAAUAUCAGAAUUCUGAUUAACAUAUGACUAAAUUAUAUAUUGCUAUACUCAUUCAACUUGUUUAUUAAUUUUCUUGUUUAAUUAACUUAAUCAUGGUAUGAUAGGGUGUUAUAGUUAUAGAAUGAAUAAAAUAAUUUUCUGUUGAAGCCGAUGAUUAAAUAAUUUCAUUAACCCCAUGGAAUCGAUUCUUAUAUCAAUAAAUACUACAAGAGAAAUCCAUACAGUUUGUGAACUUAAUAAAUUCCACUCUUUUAAAAUUAGUGUGACCAGAAUAAGGCUUGGGUCUAAGUAGCUUGAGUAUUGUGAUAUUUGUUUAACAAUCUGAAACAAAAAAUAAAACUACUGAGACUGAUUUAAGAUCAAGUCCAAAUAAUUAUUCCAAAUUUUUUCCUUUUUUAUUGUUUUAACAUUUAACUGUAAUUCACUGUUUUUAAUGGUGUUUAGGCAUGAUGAAAUCUUAACGUUUAAGACUAAUAAAAGGUGAUAUUUUUCUACCUUUGUUACUUGACAUUUUGUAAUUUUUUAUGAAAAGAAAUUAGAUUGAAUCAGAAUGAUACUUUUCAUAGAAGCAGUGUUAAUUUAGGAAAAUAAUAUUAACACAACACAUUUUGCAUAUUUUCUUUUAUUGUAU